Molecule: messenger RNA, 951 nt
Organism: Sciurus carolinensis (gray squirrel)
Lineage: Eukaryota; Metazoa; Chordata; Mammalia; Rodentia; Sciuridae
Product: putative vomeronasal receptor-like protein 4
Exons: 1
Coding region: 1-951 (316 amino acids)
Biological process (GO): G protein-coupled receptor signaling pathway
Cellular component (GO): membrane
Molecular function (GO): pheromone receptor activity
Source: RefSeq, a predicted model, not a curated record
AUGAAAAUGAAGCAAAAUUUCAGUUAUUUUGCCAUAAGAAAUGCCUUCUAUCCCCAAGCUGGCAUUGGGAUCUCAGCAAACACCUUUCUUCUUUGUCUGCACAUUGCUGCUGUCUUUGGGGGCCCCAAGUCUAGGCUCACUGACCUGCCCAUCACCCACUUGGCUCUGACACACAUCCUCAUGCUCCUCACCAUGGGACUUCUGGUAUCUACAGAUGUUUGGGAAGCACAGGACAUUCCACAUGACUUCAAAUGCAAAGUGCUUAUCUUUCUGAAUAAGGUCAUGAGGGGACUCUCCAUCAGUACCACCUGUGUCCUGAGUGUACUUCAGGCUGUCACCAUCAGCCCCAAUGGCUCCUGGUUGGCCAAUUUCAAAUUUAAAUCCACUAAUACCAUUGUGUGGUUAUUUCUUUUCUUAUGGGUCCUCACCAUGUCCAUCUCUAGCAACCUGAUCCUUUGCACAGUGGCCUCACCCAAUAAGACCCAGCCUGGUCUUCUGUUUCUCACUAACCACUGUUCCUUCCUGCUCAUGAGCUACAGACACAGGUACCUCUUUGUUGCCCUGAUGGCAUUCAGAGAUCUCUUAUUUCUGGGCCUUAUGGUUCUUUCAAGUGCAUACAUGAUAUUUCUCUUGCAUAGACAUAAACAACGAACCAUGUCUCUUCAUAGCUCCAGGUUUUCUCCAAGAAGCUCCCCUGAACAAAGGGCCACUCACACCAUUCUGCUACUCAUCAGCUGCUUUGAGAUCCUCUAUUGUGUGGACUCCAUCAUUUCACUAUUCAUAGGCGUGACAUGCAUCAAUGAUCCCAUCCUGGUCUGUCUCCAAAUGCUUGUGGCCAAUGGCUAUGGCACCAUCAGUCCUUUGGUGCUGAUCAGUGCUGAUACUCAAAUAAUAAAAGUUAUACAAACCAAAUGGAGAAACAAAGUUCAGCUUCUAAUGAAACUCAUGUAA